Molecule: messenger RNA, 1101 nt
Organism: Psilocybe cubensis
Lineage: Eukaryota; Fungi; Basidiomycota; Agaricomycetes; Agaricales; Agrocybaceae
Exons: 9
Coding region: 1-1101 (366 amino acids)
Molecular function (GO): oxidoreductase activity, acting on CH-OH group of donors; flavin adenine dinucleotide binding
Source: RefSeq, a predicted model, not a curated record
AUGUCUUCUACCUACUACGACGUCAUUUUUGCUGGUGGCGGUGCCAGUGCUUGUGUUACUGCAGGUCGGCUCGCAGAUGCUGACCCAACUUUGAAAAUAUUAGUUUUGGAAGCAGGCUCCCAUUCCAAGGACCUAUACUAUCAUGUACAACCAGGCCGAUUUUUCAGCAACAUUCUGGCUCAAAAACCUAUACUAUCCUUUCAUGUUGGACAAGGUGGCAAAGGUACUGGUGAACGGUCACACAUCGUCGCAUCUGGGCGCGCUGUAGGCGGGGGAUCAAGCAUAAAUUUCCUCAUGUACACGCGACCAGCUGCUUCCGACUUUGACGAUUGGGAGAGUGUUCAUGGUAAUACAGGGUGGGGAUCCAAGGAAAUAAUUCCCCUUCUGAACAAGGCAGAAACUUAUCAGCCUAAUCCCACUCAUCCGGCGCAUGGAUCAUCAGGACCAAUUAAAAUAUCAUUCGCCUCUGCAGGGAACAACGUGGGUGAAGAAAUGAUAUCUGUCGGUCAAGCUCUCAAGGAUGAUCGUGGCUCAACUGAUGAUAUCAACGACUUCAGUUCCAAGUCUCUAAAUUCCUGGAGCAUGCUUAUUAGAUAUAUUGACUCUAUCACCGGCAGACGAUCCGAUGCAGCUCAUGGGUACAUCUACAAUAAGGAGCACCCAAACUUGGUUGUGCAGACAAACUCCAAGGUGCUGCGUGUCAUAUUCGAUGGUACUCGAGCUGUCGGAGUGGAAUAUGUGGAUGACACAAUAGGCAGAGCUAGAGGAGCUGUAGAGCCGAUCUCUGUCAGAGCAGCUCGCCUUGUGGUUCUUUCUUCAGGAGCAUUCGGAUCUCCUGCCAUUCUAGAACGCUCGGGUGUGGGAUCUCCUGAAAUUCUGGAGAAAAAUGGAGUCGAGCAGCUUGUAAAUUUGCCCGGUGUAGGAAAGAAUUAUAUGGACCAUAAUGCAAUUUUCACUUCUUACCUUGCCAGUGAAAAUGCGACCACAAUGGAUUUAGUAUUUCGUGGUAACGAAAAUGAAGUGCAGACCUUAGCAGAUCAGUGGACAAAAGAAGGGAAAGGACUAUUCGCCAACAAGGACGUAGAUGGUAUCCAAGAUUAG